Messenger RNA from Penicillium cataractarum, 1869 nucleotides. RefSeq lists its product as uncharacterized. The transcript is spliced from 2 exons. The record is from RefSeq and is a predicted model, not a curated record. NCBI's taxonomy places the organism in Eukaryota, Fungi, Ascomycota, Eurotiomycetes, Eurotiales, Aspergillaceae. The coding region runs from base 1 to 1869 and encodes 622 amino acids.
AUGGAGGGCCAUCAGCUGGAAGAGUCCAUCUGUCGUGCUCUGGAGAAAACGCCACGCCUACGGAAAAAAUACCAGAGGCCAAAUCUAGCAAGCGACCGGCUUUACCGAAGUCACAUCGUCCAUCCACCGGAAGGCAGAUCGGAUUACCAUGAUUCCUUACUGGAUAAACUGCCCAUUGCGACUGACGCCGGGUUUGACACGUUCGACGAUCGAGACGAAGUGGAAUGUCUCCAAGGCACUAGGGUCGAUCUCCUCCAGCAGAUAAUGGAAUGGGCUAUGUCGCCAUCCCAAAAAAGCAUUUUCUGGUUAAAGGGAAUGGCCGGGACAGGAAAAUCCACAAUAUCUCGGACUGUGGCCAGGUCGCUCAAGGGCACUAAUCGUCUAGGUGCUAGCUUCUUCUUUAAGAGGGGUGAAGGGGACCGAGGGAGCGCGAAGAAGUUUUUCCCGACAUUAACAAGGCAACUGAUGUUCAGAAUUCCUGAGCUGAGGUCUGGCGUGCAGAAGGCACUCGAUCAUGACCCUGACAUUGCGUCAAAAUCGCUCAGGGAGCAGUUUGAAAACCUACUCCUUCAACCGCUGCUUGAUCUGGAUCAACUCGAUCGACAAUUUCAAACCGCUGUGAUAGUGAUCGACGCUUUGGACGAAUGCGAACGUGACCAAGAUGUCCGAAACAUUAUUCAAUUACUGCCUCUUUUACGGAAAGCAAAGUCAGUUCGUCUUCGGAUCUUCUUAACUAGCAGACCCGAACUCCCAAUCAGCCUCGGCUUUUCAGAGAUCGCGGAUCAUGGGUAUCAGGACCUAGCUCUUCAUGAGAUACCCGAAGAGGUAACAGAACGUGACGUACAUUUAUUCCUACGGGACCGGCUUUCGAAGAUCAGACAGGAACAAUCACUUCCUCUCGAUUGGCCCGGAGACACUAUUAUUCAGGCUCUUGCCACAAUCUCUGUUCCGUCAUUCGUAUUCGCCGCUACUGUGUGCCAUUUCCUCGAAUUCGAUCCAGUUCUAAGACUCACCAAGAUCCUUCCACAUCUUGGUGACGAGUACAAUGAAGCCGAUAUUCCCGCUUUGAAUCGACUGCUCAACAAACACAGUGAAUCUACAAGGCGGCAGAAAUGGCAUCGUGAGACCCAAGCUGACACGAAGAGCUCAAUGUGUGAACAAAGUGACAUUGAAAGCAUUUUCUCCACAGAUUCCUUCUUGUCUUCCCAAUCAUCUCAGGGCGAAAUCACAUCAAUCGCUAUAUCUGAGUUGACCCAUUUACUACUGAAUGACGACGAAUUGAUGCUUCUAUAUCCAAUGGCUAUCUCAAGGGUUGGUCCCGAUAGAUUUCAAAGGAACUUUGCGCGCAUCUUGAGAAAUUAUGGGCGGAGCUUGAAUGGCGAGGCUUCAAAUGAACUUCAACGCCAAGCGGCACAUUUUGUUCGGCAGUCUGCGCGGCGGACAGCGGCUCAAAUUCGCUUGUCGCUCAUGCAAGAUAGCGGCGAACUUCCCAUAGGAAAGAAUCUGGAAUUGGAUGUAUCGAAGUCGGCUCGAGUCAACGCGUGGAUAGAGUCACUGACGGGAGGUCGUCCGAAUUCUGAUGCUGAUGCUGAUGCUGAUGCUGAUGCUGAUGCUGAUGCUGACAAAUUGUCUGCGGACAGCGAUUCAGAUAGUUCGGAAAGCUAUCAGCGAACCCCAUUCGGCACCCUUGAACAGGUGAAAGACUUCAUGAUAUCAACGAAAGCGUUUCCCGGUCUACGCCAAGAAUUUCGAGACUGGUUGGAAGUCAAAAGGAAAGAUAGACGUAAGGAUCUGAACCAAAAGAUUGAGGUGUCUCCUGCAGUCCACGAAGACUGCAGUACCUCAUACCCAAACAUCGGAGAAGGUUAG